AGCAACUACAACAUCUCACGAUACUACACAGCUAAACCUUGGUUACUGUCCAUCAACAACAUACCAAACAUUAUUGAUCACGACUACAACAGACAACCGCAACUCCAGUUUGUUUACCACAUCAGUUCCCCAAAACAAACUAGCAUAAACAACCAAACCAACCUUCCACACAAAUACACACUACACUCAGAAUCACCUGGCUAACAACACCAAAAUGAGACCCUAUUCUUCCGCCAACGAAGACCCCGACGACUCUGAGCGUGGCCGUCAGUUAAAACGCGCGGGCAUCGACGCCGAGACCGAUACGGACGAUACGAACUACAAGCUUUCCCACUCUCCCAGUCCCGACAGCCUUUCUUACAGCGCUCCACCUAUUCCACCCCGUCCUCGUCAUCGUUCUCCCCCUCCUCUUCCUCAUCGUUCUCCUCCUCCUACCGGGCUUCCUUUGGGGCUCUCUCCUGGUAUCGCUGAGCUUGUCGCUUCUGCCGCCAGAGCUGCCAAUCUGGCCGCUGCUAGCCGUGGUGGCUCACCUAACCCUAUCAAAGAGGGUGAGGUUACCGCCCGCUCUUCCAGUGGCUCUUCUCGACCCUCCACCCGUCCCUCUGCCCCCUCACCAGAAAACCGCUCCUCCCCUUCUCCUGACCUUCAUCCUUCCCUUUUACCUUUCCCUCCUUUUCCUCCCCCUCCCGCAGUCAAGUCCAACACCGCGCCCUACGGCUCCGAGCUUUCUCCCGAGACCGAAAAAAUCCUAUCCGACCUCAACCAACGAGCCAAAAUGGCGGAACAGCAACGCCUCAUCCGCGAAGGACGGGACCCGACAGCUUUAGCAAUCUUCGAGGCGCAUCGCCGUGAACAUGGGUACGUGCUUCGCCCGUUCAUGUGCCCGCUGUCAACGACGGAUCGCUUUUGGUAUGAGAUGGGGUUGAAGGCGUUGCCGGGGUGUUUGAUUGAAGACAAAGAAUGCUGGAGGGCGCUGGAUCCGUGGAAGACGGUGGUGAAAAAGGAGCAGAAGGGUAAAAGGAAUUGUAAAGAGAAUUAUGAUACGUGGGUGGAGAAGGGUAAUAAGAGCGUUGUGCUGUGUGUGGCGGAUAAGAGGGAUAAGUGUAGGGGGGUCAUGGUUCGUUGGAGGAUUGAUUCGAGGAUGGAUAAGGAGAAGGAGGCGGACGGGGUGGAUCUUCAUCUGCAUGUCGGGGAUGUGAGCAAGAGUGGGAGCGGGAAUGGGAACGGGAAUGAGGAGGAGGGUCCAGUUUGGAAGGAGGGGGUGCUGGGGUUGAAGGUGAUUGAUUUUUGGAGACCAGGAGUGGCAGAUCGGGAGUUGCAGGCUGCGCUGGGAGAUGCGACCCGUAACAUUUUCGAACUUGAAUUGCUCGAUGAUGUGAAGGCUGUUCAGAUUCACGGUGGCGCUGGGCCGUCAAUGAGCGGGAAUGUGGAGUAUCCGAUCGAUGCGAGGAUGAGAAGGUACUUGGAAAUGGAGGAGAAUGUUAAAAGACUAGCGAUACAGUUGGGGUAUGAGCAAGUAGACGAGGAGCAGAAGCCAAUGGGUACGCGGUGGGUGUUGGAGUUUCCGCGGGACGCGCUGGACGAGUUAGUCCGGACGAUGGCCAAGUUGAAGAUGGACAAGACUGAUGAAGAUGAAUUGAAGGAGGAGGAGAGGAAAAACGACUUUGAGAAGGGCGCAGAGGAGGAACACAAAAUUGUCAGGGAGGCUGGCUUCGGCGGAGCAAAGUAUGUCGAGGACGCGAGGGCGGUUGUGGAUCUUAUGGACAACCUCAUCAUUGCUCAGGCGGAACAACGUGGCCUUGGGGCGACCCGGAACAGAGAAGACAGCUACAGACCCAUGCCGAUGCUUACAGGUAAUCUGCCGGUCCGGAACAGGGAGAAACUCUCGUCGCCAGACAGCGAAAAGUUUGACUGGAAUCCUUGGGAAGCUAGCCCUGAGUCUGAUGGGGAAGCUAUCUUGGAAUCAAUCGAGGCAGACAGCCCGGAGUCUGGGGAGGUGGAGGAAACCCGUCUGGAAGCUAUCCCCGAGGAGUCAACCAUGCCGGAGCUCAAGGCGGGUACCAGUCCAAAGCCCGAUCAGGCGGAGGAAAGCAAGUCGGAAGGCGACAACAUGUCCAGCCCGGAAAUCGCAACACUCUUCAGGGACGAGGGGAACAAAUAUCACCUAUCUGGGUCUCAUACUCCGGAGAACAAGACGGCUAUUGUUGAAAGUAUCGAGGUCGAUGCCGAAAAAGCCGAGAGUUCUCUCGAUGGAAAGAAGGAUGUCGGGGUUAGUGUGAAGUCUGUGGAUCCUUCCGAUGAGGAUGCUUCUCAUGACGAGUCCUCUGAUGACGAGAUUGUCGACUUGGCGGCUUUUUUCCUUGAUGAUUCUUCUGGUAACGAAAACGAUCUUGACUAGGAAGACAAGACGGAUGAGACGGAUGAGAACAAUCUUCCCCAGGAUGACAAGACAGAUGAGACCGAGCUUCCCCAGGAUGACAAGAUGGAUGAGGAUUGGGGUAAUGAAAUGGCGCUGGCCCUGCGCGAUUUGCUUCGUGUCAACAGAACUGCUUCUCCGGACGACGAGAAUGAGACCAAGAACAACGAAGCGGAAGGAAGCUCUUAGAUGUUCGGGAGGAGGUUUAUGGUAUUGGGUAUUGGUGUGU
This is a messenger RNA of Neurospora tetraspora, 2645 nucleotides long. RefSeq lists its product as uncharacterized. The transcript has a single exon. Bases 215 to 2398 code for a protein of 727 amino acids. Lineage: Eukaryota; Fungi; Ascomycota; Sordariomycetes; Sordariales; Sordariaceae. The record is from RefSeq and is a predicted model, not a curated record.